Pseudocercospora fijiensis CIRAD86 is the source of this 774-nucleotide messenger RNA. RefSeq lists its product as uncharacterized. Bases 411 to 632 code for a protein of 73 amino acids. NCBI's taxonomy places the organism in Eukaryota, Fungi, Ascomycota, Dothideomycetes, Mycosphaerellales, Mycosphaerellaceae. The record is from RefSeq and is a predicted model, not a curated record. The transcript has a single exon.
AUUCUGACCUCCCAGAACUUGCCGGAGAAUCAGUUCAGCCUCCACCAACCUAUACCGACGCUACCGAAACCCAGCACCCAAACACGACCCGAGUCAUUCGGCAACCAGUCGCACGUUCACCAAGCACCCUUUCAUCACUCUGCCACAUUUACGUCUUCUACACAAUUGUCCAAUCCAACGACAAAUCCGACACGGCCGCAAAACGCAUCACACUAACCUCAUCUUCUACAUUUGAAGACUUCCAACUCCAGCUUCGACAGCUAUACCUCGAACUUCCUGGCACGAAUCGUGACAAAGCUUUCACGUGGUCAACAUGGUACUAUCCGGGCAAUGAUAGAAACAUCGAAUCUGCAGAGAGGAUUUUGGUUUGUGAAGAGAAUUGGAAGGAGCUCAAGAAACCGAUUCUGAAGAUGAGGUCUGAGAAAAUGCCCUCGGGAAAGGGUUGGGAGUCGGGAUUGAGGUUGAGGACGACUGUAGUGGUAGCGAGGUGGGCGGAGAGGCAGAGGGUGAAGGAUGUUACGCAACUGAGAGUGCCGACUGCGAAGCAUAAUGCUAAUGAUAGCGUGUUGCUAGCGCAGGGGAGGUAUGUUGCUGAGCCAGUGGUUGACGAGAAAGGGUGUGUGGUGAUGUGACGUCUUGCUACAGGGGAUAACACGUCUGCUGUGGAUAGAUGCUAAAGCAGGCUGCUGCAAGACAGUCUUGUGUGUUCCACUAUAAUACAGCAUGCAGAGAAGCACUUCAUAGACGUGGCAAAUACGACCGUGGCGCCGUUUU